Molecule: messenger RNA, 711 nt
Organism: Aureococcus anophagefferens
Lineage: Eukaryota; Pelagophyceae; Pelagomonadales; Pelagomonadaceae
Exons: 1
Biological process (GO): glycolytic process
Molecular function (GO): intramolecular phosphotransferase activity
Source: RefSeq, a predicted model, not a curated record
CUGAUCCUGCUGCGGCACGGCGAGUCGGAGUGGAACGCGAGCGACCGCUUCACGGGCUGGAUGGACGUCGGCCUCACGGAGCUCGGGAAGCGCGAGGCGGCGGCGGCCGGGCGGACGCUCAAGGCGACGGGCCUCGACGCCAUCGACGACCUCCACUCGUCGGCCCUCGGCCGCACGGUCGACACGCUGUCAUUGUGCGUCGAGGCCCUCGGGAAGCGUCUCCCGACGGGGGAAGCCGCGCACGGCCACGCGGGCGACGCGCCGCGGCUGACCUACUGCCGGAGCUGGCAGCUCAACGAGCGCCACUACGGGUCGCUCACGGGCAUGGCCAAGAACGACGCGCGACAAAAAUACGGCGCGAACCAGGUCCAGCGGUGGCGCCGCGCGUGGCGCGAGACGCCGCCGCGGAUGGCCCCGGACCACGCCGCCCGCCCGGGCAUCGCGGCGGCCUACGCGGCGGCCGGCGGGUCGCCGAAGGACCUCCCGUGCAGCGAGUCCCUCGCGGCUACGGAGACGCGCGUCGUCGCCUAUCUGGAGAACCGCAUCCUGCCGCAGCUCUCGCGCGGCCGCACGGUCCUCGUCGCCGCGCACAACAACGUCAUCCGCACGAUCAUCCACCACCUCGACGGGGGCGGCGAGGAGCGCGCGGACCUGGAGCUCCAGCUCGCGGCGCUCGAGAUCCCCUACGCGACGCCGCUCGUCUACACGUUC